This is a messenger RNA of Penicillium oxalicum, 765 nucleotides long. RefSeq lists its product as uncharacterized. Gene Ontology annotation, molecular function: DNA binding. Gene Ontology annotation, cellular component: nucleus. Lineage: Eukaryota; Fungi; Ascomycota; Eurotiomycetes; Eurotiales; Aspergillaceae. The transcript has a single exon. The record is from RefSeq and is a predicted model, not a curated record. Bases 1 to 765 code for a protein of 254 amino acids.
AUGCCACCAAUUCGUACUGCAUUUCAACAGAAACUGGCCAUUCAAGAGGGCAAGAUCUUAUUAGCCCUUGACGAUAUCAAAAACGGUCGUAUCGAAUCGAUUCGCGCAGCUGCAAAGCUAUACGAUAUACCCUACCGAACUCUCGCUGCACGCGCGAGUGGGAGGCAGGCACGCGUUGAUCAACGCCUAUCUACCUAUAAAUUGACCGAAACAGAAGAGGAUUCGCUAGUUGAAUGGAUCAUCUCUCUAGAUACGCGUGGAGCAGCGCCUAGGCCAGCUACUGUACGAGAGAUGGCUAAUAUCCUACUGGCUGCCCGCGGUAGCCAGCCACCACCUACUGUUGGUAGGAAUUGGCCAUCAACCUUCAUUAAUCGACGCGAAGAGAUUCGAUCGCGUUUCUCUAGGCGAUACGACUAUCAACGCGCCCUAAACGAAGAUCCAAAAUCGCUACGAGCGUGGUUUGCGACCGUACAACGCGUGAUCGAUGAGAACGGUAUUCAACCGCAGGAUAUCUACAACUUCGAUGAGACAGGAUUUGCAAUAGGCCUUAUAUCAACACAAAAGGUUGUUACGCGAGCUGAUUACUACGGUCGGCGAUCGUUACUACAGCCAGGUAAUCGCGAAUGGGUUACUGCUAUCGAAGCAAUUUGCGCUGAUGGCUAUUCGCUACCGCCAUAUGUGAUUUUUAAGGGCAAGGUUGCAAUCGCUGGUUGGUUUGAUAACCUACCACAAGAUUGGCGAUUCGAGGUCUCGAAUAACGGAUAG